Molecule: messenger RNA, 1142 nt
Organism: Cucumis melo (muskmelon)
Lineage: Eukaryota; Viridiplantae; Streptophyta; Magnoliopsida; Cucurbitales; Cucurbitaceae
Product: PLASMODESMATA CALLOSE-BINDING PROTEIN 5-like
Exons: 4
Coding region: 172-897 (241 amino acids)
Source: RefSeq, a predicted model, not a curated record
CUUUCAUCUUCACUUCUUCUUCUUCUUCUUCUUCUUCUUCUUCUUCUUCUUCUUCUUCUUCUUCUUCUUCUUCUUCUUCUUCUUCUUCUUCUUCUUCUUCUUCUUCUUCUUCUCUCUGUGUUUCUCCUCAGAGGAAACAUUUUGACGGAGGAACAAAGAGAGUUUCUUCUAAUGGAUGGGAGGUUCAUUUAUAGCACUCUGAUUCUGUUCCUAUUCAUUCACUGUUUUAGCCCAGGUUCAUCAAGGGCAGAUUCUCCACAAAAACAGGGGAAGCAAUUCAGAGCAGCAUCAAGAAAAUCUUCAACAAGUCAAAAGGACAUCACGACCCCAAUAACAACAGUCCCAACAAUCAACAUCCCAACCAUCCCCAUCAUAAACCCUACCAGUUCCAACCCCGAUACCGUCUCCCCAGCCAUGACGACCCCAAGCUUUACACCGGCAACCACCAUCACCGGUGGCUCCAGCUGGUGCAUUGCGAGUCAGAGUGCGUCGCAGGCGGCGCUGCAAUUAGCUUUGGACUAUGCGUGCGGCAUGGGAGGCGCCGAUUGCUCGUCGAUUCAAGCCGGUGGAAAUUGCUACAAUCCUAAUUCGGUUCGAGACCAUGCUUCUUACGCGUUCAAUAACUAUUACCAGAAGAAUCCGCUUCCGAAUAGCUGUAAUUUUGGAGGCACUGCCGUGAUUACUAGCACCAAUCCCAGCAGUGGCACGUGCGAGUACCCAUCAACAAGCACAAGUUCAUCUAUUUUGAACACUACAAAUUCAAGUGGCUCCACUGUGUUCGGUGCCGUUCCUUCCGGCCCUUCCACCUCCUCCUCCUCCUCUUCAUCAGCACUCAAUUUUCCUUCUACCCAAUUCUUUUCCUUAUUUACAAAUUUUCUUCUUUUUAUUGCUUUCUAGAAAUUUCUCCCUAAUUUCUCUCCACCAUUUUGUAAAUUGGGUUUCUUUUUCUUUUACACCACCAAGAUUAACUUCACACAUUAUAGUCUAAUCCCAUACCACAAACACACAAACACCUUUUCUUUUCUCUUCUUUUCUUUUCUUUUCUUUUCUUUAUCUACCUAAUAGAUUUAAGUAAUUAAUGUUUUUCUUUCCAAACUUUGGACAUAUGGAAUUAUAUGGUUAUUAAAAUGGGUUUUCUUUGA